Molecule: messenger RNA, 819 nt
Organism: Monosiga brevicollis MX1
Lineage: Eukaryota; Choanoflagellata; Craspedida; Salpingoecidae
Exons: 7
Coding region: 1-819 (272 amino acids)
Molecular function (GO): Hsp70 protein binding
Source: RefSeq, a predicted model, not a curated record
AUGACCGCAGCUGAUCAAAAGCUCGACUACUACGAGCUGCUUGGCGUCCAAGCCGAAGCCAACUCGGACGAGAUUCGUCGCGCAUUCCGCAAGGCUGCUCUGCGCUAUCAUCCCGAUAAGAAUCAGGGCAAUGAGGCCGAAGCCGAGGCCAUGUUCAAGCUCGUCGCCGAAGCCUACGAGGUUCUUUCGGAUGAUUCCAAGCGGCAACUGUACGACCGCUACGGCCACGAGGGGCUCGGCGAAGCAUCAGCAUCGGCCUCCUCGGGUCGUGCCGGACCACAGUUCCGGGAUGCCCAUCAGCUCUUCCGUGAGGUCUUUGGUGACAUGUUCGGCACGUUCUUGGGACUAGACUCGGACUUUAUGAGCAAUAUGUUUGACAGCCCCUUCAAUGACCCCUUCUUCAGUGGGGGCAUGGCGGGUGGUUCUGGCUUUGGCCUGUCCCCCUUUGGCAGCAGCAUGAUGGGCGGCGCUUCUCCCUUUGGCAUGGGUGGCUCGUCCUUUUUUGGCAACAUGGGUGGCGCUUCACCGUUUGGAGCCAUGGGCGGCUUCUCAAGUUCACAAAGCUACAUGAUGUCUGGCGGCGCCAUGUCGGGUGGCGGCUCGUUUUCUUCGCAAUCUACCUCAACCUCCAUCCGCGACGGCAAGCGUGUGACCAAGACUGUGUCCUGUCAGAACGGGGUGACGGAGGAACGCGUCGAAGUUCGGGAUGCCUACUCUGGUCAACUCUUGGAUUUGACUGUCAACGGUCAACCCCAGCUGCAGGGUGUUGAGCAUGCCUCACCACAGGGUUAUUUGCAGAGCUCGCUUCAUGGGCGUUAA